Messenger RNA from Sclerotinia trifoliorum, 2825 nucleotides. The record is from the annotation of a GenBank genome assembly. NCBI's taxonomy places the organism in Eukaryota, Fungi, Ascomycota, Leotiomycetes, Helotiales, Sclerotiniaceae.
AUCUAAACGCCAGGGAAGAAUUGUUCUUAUUGAUCAAACUGCCCCAUUCUCAAGGGUUUCCCUUCUUUCUUCAUAGUGGUUGACACUAACACUGAUUUGACAUCGGAGUUCUAUACUUUGUGGCAGCACCGAGUACAUGUACCAUGUAGGCUUCAUUCAAAUUUUAUUAUUUUUGCUGCAGAUCGCAAAAAGGUUCUUGCAAUCAAGAGCUUAUUGCAUCUUUGCAAUUUAAACAAGACUUUAUUACUCUUGGCUAUGUCCUCUACUAGGCCUCUAGAUCGAAUGUCGCUCCACACAGUCUCGCAGCUCGUCGGUCGUUGGUCCGGAUUACGCUAGAUAUCUUAUCAGAUCAUCUGAUAAUAAAAAAUUUAGAUCCCGUCACUCAUCUACUUCGGUUUUCAGCAAAGUUUUCGAAUAUCCACUUUCCGACCUAAUCGGCAGCUUUGGACGAGGUCGUUGAUUUCUUUUCUCACGUGUUGACAUAGCUCCCACCGUUUACCUACAAAAAUAAACCCGUGUCUCAAGAGGUCUUUUCCAAUCUUCCACCCUUUUUGGCUGAUAAUCUCGAUCAGUAGGAAGAUGGCGAUUCCCCUAUCACCCUUUCACAUUUUAUCGGCGCUGCUUCUGGCAUUCUCACUUCUCACAGAAGCGGCAACUGUUACUUAUGACUUCAAUAUCACUUGGGUUAGAGCAAACCCGGAUGGCGCCUAUGAACGUCCAACCAUUGGCAUCAAUGGGAAAUGGCCAUUACCUGUCAUGAGGGCAAACGUUGGUGACCAAGUAAUUGUUAAUGUUGACAAUCAACUUGGCAACCAAACCACAACCCUUCAUUUCCACGGUCUUUUCAUGAAUGGCACUAAUCACAUGGAUGGUCCUGCACAAGUAACUCAAUGCGGUAUUCCAUCUGGCUCAAGAUUCGUCUACAAUUUUACGGUAAGUCAAUCGAAAUGCCAAUGACCAUCCACUGAAUCAAUUUUAGGCUGACCAGCCUGGGACUUAUUGGUACCAUUCUCACGACAAGGGCCAAUACCCAGAUGGACUCAGAGCGCCAUUCAUAAUCACGGAUCCAGACUUUCCAUAUGCGGAUGAGGUCGACGAGGAAGUCGUUCUCUCAGUCUCAGACUGGUACCACAAAGAGAUGCAGGUAUGGAUUCCUAAGUUCCUUGGGGUUGAAAAUCCAACCGGAGCAGAACCCGUCCCACAAGCUGUUCUUCUCAACGACACUCAAAACAUCACUGUCUCAGUAAAACCUGGUACGACGUACCUUUUCCGCGUGGUCAACAUUGGUGCUUUUGCUGGCCAGUACAUCUGGUUCGAAGGCCAUAACAUAACUAUCGUAGAAGUAGAUGGCGUCUGGACUAAAAAGGCCGAGGCAGAAUCUAUCUAUGUCGCUGCAGCUCAGCGAUAUAGCUUUUUGCUCACUACCAAGAAUGACACCUCAGCGAAUUUUGCUUUUGUUACAAGCAUGGAUACAGUAAGUAAAAUCUAUCUCAAGGGGAACAUUUUUUACUGAAACAUUUUAGUCCCUGUUUGACGUACUGCCUGACGACUUGAAUUGGAAUGGAACGGGGUGGCUCGUCUACGACGAUACUAAAGCUCUACCAGACGCCGCAUUUGUCGAUGAAUACAAUGAUUUUGACGAUUUCAAUCUCGUACCUUAUGAUGAAAUGCCUUUACUUCAGGAACCUCAUCAGACAAUCAGUUUCGAUGUGGUCAUGGAUGUGCUCGGAAAUGGUAAACCAUAGUAAGUGAUACUUCCAUAUUGAUACACCACAGUGCUGAGCCUUAGAAGUGCAUUUUUCAACAACAUUACAUAUGUCUCCCCAAAGGUCCCUACACUAUACACAAUUAUGUCUGCCGGAGAUAAUGCUGCUGACGCUGCCGUUUAUGGAGAGUUUACCCAUUCUUUUGUUCUUGACUACGAGCAAACGAUCGAAAUCGUUGUAAAUAAUCUUGGUAAGCACAAAUCUAUAAUCGUCGAAACCAACCACAUAACCUCCGCCCUAUUGCUACGAAAUAUACCCCUAAGAUAUUUUCUAACGCCCUCAGACUCUGGCAAGCAUCCUUUCCAUCUUCACGGCCAUAACUUCCAGGUAAUCCAGCGCUCCGACGAAGAUGCGGGCAUAUUUGACUCCACCAACACCACCCAAACGACAUACCCGUCCACUCCCAUGCGCCGCGAUACAGUCGUCCUUCGUCCAUCUGGUCAUCUCGUCCUCCGUUUCAAAUCCGACAAUCCGGGCGCCUGGCUCUUCCACUGCCACAUUGAAUGGCACGUCGACCAGGGACUCAUAGCAACAAUGAUCGAGGCGCCUCUCCAACUCCAAAAAUCUCUCACUAUUCCCGCGAACCACAUUGCUGCUUGCGAAGCCCGUGGCAUACCAUACACAGGUAACGCGGCGGCUAAUACGGUGGAUUUUUUGGAUUUGAAGGGUGCUAAUGUGGCGCCGAGACCGUUGCCCGCGGGUUUCACGGCGAGGGGUAUCGUGGCCUUGUUGUUUAGUUGUCUGGCGGCAUUGUUGGGAUUGGCUACUAUUACGUGGUAUGGUUUGGCGGAGAUGGGGGAUGCGGAUAAAGAGGCUGAGAAGAAGAGAUUAGAAGGGGAAGGGAGUGGAAGUGGAAGUGGAAAUCGUGAAGCGGUGUUUGUUCCGGAGGUUGUUCCUGUGAAGCAAUAAGAUGGCUGAUGGAAUUCUAACUGUCUUUUUAUUUUCAAAUGCGUGGAGAAGAUGCUACAUGCCUGAUGCUGAUAUCGUGGAGGUUACGAGAAAACGAAGCGUAAAAAAUACAUAUGAUGAAAUGAUAAUACCCCUGCUAAUUUUAAUGAU